AUGAUUUGAUUAUAAACAGACUGUUUGAAAGUAACUAAUUCUUAGUUUAACUAAAACAAUUUUUAUCAUAAGACAAUUGUUUUUGAAAAAUGUACGAUGUAAGCUGAUUACUAUAAGCUCUUACAAAUCAAGCAUUGUGUAAUUGGACACAAAAAUAAUGCAUACCAAAAUAUUUGUGUUCAUUUUGCUCCCCUGUUUGGCUUUUUGUAGUCUGACUCUUAACUACAGCACCCCUUUUUGCCUUACAUCGGGGGGAACUUUUCAACCCAACUGUCCAUCAUUUUCGUUUAGCAACAUCGAAGAGGUAUUUAUCGGCCGCUCAUUUCCAGGUAUUUGUGGCUUCGAGGAAGGAGACGAGGAAUCGUGCAACUAUGAUGAGGAAAAUUUGGACACCCAAAUAGAAAAUCUUAAAUAUGAGAUUUACUCUAACUGCCAUCACAAACAAUCAUGCAGUGUGUUUUUGCCAGGUGUUGCUACUGAAUUUUGUGAGCAAACAGCCUACGUUCAGAUAGCCUACUACUGCUGGACUGAAAACGAUAUCAUUGGAACCCAAUUUCAAAUCAGCCGUCAGUUUGGCGGUAAUGCUUGUUUUCUGCCAAGUGAGAAUUCGGUCAGCUGUUCUGAAGGAACAACAGUCAACUUCGAGGAAAUUAUUGCACAGGUGUACCAAUCGGACGACUGUAGCGGUACGCCGAUUUGUACUGUUAACUCGACUGCUCCGAGCACGUUAGUUCCGAUCAUCGAAAACUGUAUGGGCAAGCAGAGUUGCUCAUUUGUUGAGACUUUUCAGGGCGAUUCUCAUGAAGUUUUGGGGUGCAAUGGAAUAUCUCUCAGAAAUGCUGGAAGCGUAAGUCGCUCUCGUAUCUCCGCCAUGUGUGAGGGGGAAUUCAACAUUGUCGAAGAUAGAAUAUCAACCAAUGAUAUGUGCAUUGGGGUGGGCAUAAUGUUGGAACCCAUCUACUUAGAGGGAAGAGUAGAGGGGAGCAAAUGUUACCGGGAGUACGUUGACUGUCAAGGAGAAGAAGUUCAGAAUGGCCUUGAAGUUUGUCCAACCAACCAACUUUUUGACUUCACCACACGAUCUUGCCAAGAUGAAGACAGUUUCUACUGCACUGCCUUACCACCUGUCAACUUAACCGCAACACCUGUGAGCUCAUCUGAGAUCCGAAUCACGUGGGACAUGGAUCCUGACUCAACUGCGGAUAGAUUUACAGUCAAGACAGAAAGCGAAGAUGGUUCUCGAGAUGACCCUGACAAAAUACCUGUCGACUCAAACGCUCGUGAUUUAGUUAUAGGUUCGCUAAGAGCAAAUGUUCGUUAUACCAUUUCAAUACAAGCUCAUGAGUCGAUUUACGACAGUAUCUGGACUGAAACAUCAGCGUACACUUACCCUUCAAAUCCAGAUAUAAGUGUAGGCAGUGUGAGUCCCAGUGUUGUAACCUUUCAAGCCCAAAUUAAUUCGCAAGAAGUUGACGUUAUAGUAAUCAAUCAAACUAUUCCAACUCCUGACCCGCCAAGAACAAUAGAAAUUUCGGCACCUGGAUCAUCAUUUUUUGUUGACAAUUUGGAAGCUGGGACAGUGUACACGUUCAAUAUAGUGUACAAAGGUACCGAUUCCGGACUAACAUCACUUUCGGAACAAGACAUACGAGUGGUCACAAAACCAAAUCCAGUCUCAGAUUUGCUCGUUGAAAACAACAACCGAACAGACCUUUUGGACCUUUCCUGGGUUUACACUGGAAACGUUGAUUCAUUUUUGGUUAAACUUCGUGUUCUAAGCAGUAAGGCUUUGAUUUUUGAGAAUCAAAAUGUUAACUGGACUCUAAGAAGCCUGGAACAAGAUGGUCUGACACCAGGAGAAACGUAUGAAUGUCACGUGAUCGUGCGUUACCAGGGAAGAAUCAGUGUACUUACAGAAAAGGCCGGCCAAACCAUUCCUGAUAGGGGAAACAUUGAAUUUCUGAGCCAAUCCGAUGUUUCGAUUGCAGCCAGUUGGUCUUACUCUGGAAUCGCGACCAGUUUUGAGCUGGAGUUAUUCAACGCUGAUAACGAAAAGAUUGAUGAAGCAGUUGUCAAUCAUCCAAAUACGAAUCACAAUUUUGUAGGUUUGCAACCAGCGACCGGAUACUUUGUUGAAAUGCGAGUUGUCAGCGGAGACUUGAGGUCAAACUUACCAAGGGUUAAAACUGUUCUGGGCUUCACAGACCCCAGAAUUGUCUCAAAUCUUAGGGCAAGACCGAUUUCUAAUACAUCUAUUGUUAUAACAUGGGACCAUGAAGCAUCGGCCGAAAGAUACCAAAUUGGCUACAACAGUGAAAUCAACCCAACCUUCCAGGAUUUACAAUAUGAACCAAAGAUAAAUAAUGGCAGUCUUUCCUACACUUUCGAAAAUCUGCAGCCGGCAACUAGACACAGACUACGAGUGAUUACGGAAGCCAAUCAGCAACGAAGUGACGCUGUCGAAACUAACUCCGCCACACUUCCCAACGACCCCUUGAAUCUUCAGGUCACCGACAAUGACGGGACUAAACUGACCCUAACUUGGGACCACUUGGGGCACAGUUCCUAUUUCAUUGUGGAGUACAGAAACCUGGACUUUGAAAACGAACAGUUUUCAGCCGAUUCCGAAGCGAGUUCAUUACGAUUGGAGAAUUUGAGAAUUGGGACCGACUACAACUUCAGAGUGUGGGCUGUUUUCAUAGAUUUCAACAGCAGCGGGUAUGCCUCAUUGGAUUAUCAAGUGCCCUGUGAGUUGAAGCAGGAUAAAUGGAGUGACGGAACUCAUGGCAAUUGGAUGAUCUUCUUAAUCGUCUACUCAUUGAUCGUGACGAUUCUUCUCAUCGUCAUUGUGGUCACAGUCGUCUACUGUUUCCUCAAAUACGACUGGGAAACUGAGGGUGGAAUCAGCACCAUCGGUUCAACAGGCAGAUCCUACUAUGUGGGCGACGAUAAGCCAAUAGACAACGAGUACAGCCAAUUUCAAAUGCGACAAUCCCACGUCAGUGAUGGCGAAAACCCAUCAACAAGGAAGGAGUACCCGAGCUUUUCGGAUAUGGUUGGACCCGAACAGUCCACUCGUUUCGACGAGAGCGAGGACGAAAAAACUGAAGUGGUACCAGAAGAAAAACCGAGACGAGUGUCGAGUUCGUCAAACAAUAAGGUUCCUGGAAUUCCAACCGUGGAUUACGAUAUCGAAGACGAAAAUUCUGUUGAAUAAUCAGCUGCUGAUAUGACCAACUAUUCUCAGGGAAUGGCGCCUGUUUUAUUUUGUACAUUGUGUAAAUAGUUAGUAAAUCUGAAAGUUCUGAAUCACAGCAAAAUUAUCAAUUAAAAUGUGCAUAUGCGAUUCUCAAAAAAAUCAAGUUAAGAAUAGCAG
Molecule: messenger RNA, 3376 nt
Organism: Symsagittifera roscoffensis
Lineage: Eukaryota; Metazoa; Xenacoelomorpha; Acoela; Convolutidae
Exons: 7
Coding region: 158-3217 (1019 amino acids)
Cellular component (GO): extracellular region
Molecular function (GO): chitin binding; protein binding
Source: RefSeq, a predicted model, not a curated record